Molecule: messenger RNA, 4276 nt
Organism: Diceros bicornis minor
Lineage: Eukaryota; Metazoa; Chordata; Mammalia; Perissodactyla; Rhinocerotidae
Gene: FAM222B
Product: family with sequence similarity 222 member B
Exons: 3
Coding region: 221-1909 (562 amino acids)
Source: RefSeq, a predicted model, not a curated record
GAGCCUGGCACCCGGAGCAGCCGCUUCCCCCUCCCUCUGCCAAGACCGCUAGAAGCCCCUUCUCAUCCAUCUUCCCGGGGAGGGGGCAAGGAGGGCUGAGCUGCCCCAGGCCGGCGGGGCGGAGCCCAGAGCCCCUCCGAGCGCUGCGGACCGAACCUCACCUCCCUUCCAGGGCUCAAGUGUGAGUGACUGCCCCAUGUUGUGUUGAUGCCAGUCUGCCAUGCUAGCCUGUCUACCAGGGCCAGGUGACCUGUCCUUUCAGCUUCUUUCUCACACGCAGAUGAACACUGGACUUCAGAAAUGGGACACUACACAGAAAAUGAGAACUGCUCACUAUCCUACCCCAGCCGAAUUGGACGCGUAUGCUAAGAAGGUCGCAAACAACCCACUGACUAUAAAAAUCUUCCCCAACAGUGUGAAGGUUCCCCAGCGGAAACACGUUCGUCGUACUGUGAACGGCCUCGACACAUCAGCCCAGCGCUACAGCCCCUACCCGACUCAGGCUGCCACCAAGGCAGGCCUGCUUGCCAUUGUCAAAGUGCCAGCCAAAAGCAUACUCAAGGACUUUGACGGCACCCGAGCCCGGUUGCUCCCUGAGGCCAUCAUGAAUCCCCCAGUGGCGCCCUAUGCUACUGUGGCACCCAGCACUUUAGCCCACCCCCAGGCCCAGGCUCUGGCCCGCCAGCAGGCCCUGCAGCAUGCACAGACCCUGGCCCAUGCCCCUCCCCAGACGCUGCAGCACCCUCAGGGUAUCCCACCACCCCAGGCACUGUCCCACCCUCAGAGCCUCCAGCAGCCUCAGGGCCUGGGCCACCCUCAGCCCAUGGCCCAAACCCAGGGCUUGGUCCACCCUCAGGCCCUGUCUCACCAGGGUCUCCAGCACCCCCCCAAUCCCUUGCUGCAUGGAGGCCGGAAGAUGCCAGACUCAGAUGCCCCCCCGAAUGUGACCGUGUCUACCUCAACUAUCCCCCUUUCAAUGGCGGCCACCCUGCAGCACAGCCAGCCCCCGGACCUGAGCAGCAUCGUGCACCAGAUCAACCAGUUUUGCCAGACGAGGGCAGGCAUCAGCACUACCUCAGUGUGUGAGGGCCAGAUCGCCAACCCCAGCCCCAUUAGUCGCAGUCUGCUCAUCAAUGCAAGCACCCGGGUGUCGACCCACAGCGUCCCCACACCAAUGCCUUCAUGUGUGGUCAACCCCAUGGAGCACACCCAUGCGGCCACAGCCGCACUGCCUGCCGCAGGCCCUGUCAACCUGCCCACGGGCAUCUCUCGAGCCCCCACUGGCUACCCUAGCGACCUCAAGCCAGUCGCCUGGAACCAGCACCAGCUGGCCCACCUACAGCAGAUGUGCAGUGAGGCUGGUGGGACGCCAGCCCCUGGUCUGACAGGCAAGCAUGGGGCAGGACGCGAGUUGGCAGGGCCUGGCUUUGUGGGCAAGGCCCCUGCCUACCCGCAGGAACUCUGCCUGGCACAGUCCUUCCAUCUGAAGCCACCCCUGGAGAAGCCAACCCCAUCCCCACCAGUCAACGGCCUGGCAGCCCCAUUGGCCUAUCCCAAUGGUCACUACUUCCAGCCCCUGUGGAACAACAUUCUGCCCACUCCCAAUAGCGACAGCUCGGGGUCUCAGGACCUCGCCAUGCCGUUCCAUGGUGGGCAGCCCACAGGUGCACCCCUCGACUGUGCAGCGGCUGCUGGGGCCCACUACCGAGCAGGGACCGGGGGCGGUCCAGUGGCCAGCCAGAACAGCUUGAUGCAAACAGUGGAUUACCUAAGUGGGGAUUUCCAGCAGGCCUGCUUCCGAGAACAGAGCCUAGCCAUGCUGAGCAAGGCCCACCGAGCCCCUGGCAACCGAGCCCCUGAUCCCACAGAUAGUCGAAGUCUUCAUAUUCAGCACCCUGGGUAUAGAUAGGUGGCCCCGGUGCCCUCCACAAAGCUCCACAUCGUACAUCACCCACCCAGUUUAGUCUUACUUUUGAGUAAUUGGAUAGUUUCAAAGUUUCACUGCUCCAAUGUGAUCAUUCUUAGGUGUCUAAGAAAGGGAAUUUGGUGGGAUCUAAUUGAGGACCGAGGGUCCUCUGUGCCCUUAUCCUCCCCUCCACGAACUCCAGCAACUUUUGGGUUUAUGUUAGGACCUAAUCCCAACCCUAGGCUUUUCUCUUCGCUGUCUGCCUGUCUCUCCCUGCCCCCUCUUUGGGCCAUUUCCCACCACCCGCCUCCUGUCUUUUCCUGGUUCUCUGCCUGUUUCCCUUAGGACUGAGAUGUGGGCCAAGGGAAGGGUCCUAGGUGCAGUAGCUGUAGGUGCCCAGCCCCCUUAGCUAGGCCUCUGUCUGUCUGUCUGUCUCUCUCUCUUUGGGACUAAGAAGCCAGACCUCCCAAGUCUUCUCUAAAAGCUAAUUCCUUAUUCACCCAAAGACCUGAAAUCAAAGCUGACCCAGUCUUCAUCGCCUCCCAGCCCCUCUCCAUUCCUCAAGGCUUUGUUUUACAUCACAGUGACCCCAGCGCCACUGCACUUGUCCUUGCCGCACUCCUCCAGGGCAUCCUGCAGGCACUUGGUCAUAGCCUUGAGAUGUGGGGGUAAAGUCGGUCUUCGCAUUGAUAUCUUGGUUCCUGACUUCCCUUUCUAGCCCUAGAGAAAUGCAGUGAGCAUCCAGCAUACCCAAGAUCCCUUUCUCACAAGCCUCUCUCCUGACUCACCUGCUGCUCUCAUCCCCCAACCCCCUCAAAAAAAACAAGCAAAGCAAACAAAAAAACCGAUCUUACUUGAGGAAUUAGGUAAGGGAUGAUCACAUUGGAGUUUGGAAUUAAAAACACCAAAAAAAAAAAAAAUAGUUAAAAUGCAUUUGGUUCUCUACACUGGCUAAAAAUAUCGCUCUACACUGUAAGUUUUAAAUGUCAUGUUUCUGUAUGAAUGUAGUGUGGGUUUGAGUAGCAUUGUGUGUGAGUGGCCCCACAGGUACAUUCACCCUCUAGUCAUCUCCUUUCAAAGCCCCUCAGUUUAAUGAAGAAAGAAAGAAAAAAACACAAAGCCUUAAGCUCUUUGAAUUCUUCCUUUACCAAAUGAGCAUGGUUCUAACAGCUGGAGAUGGGCCUACACUGGAAACAGCCCCUCCUGCCCCUCGCCCAUUCUUGGCGCAUACCCCCAUCCACUCCAUGCUCAACGUGUCUCAUUCCCAAGUGAUCAUUAGCUGGCUAGAAUUUUAAAACUUUUCUGUAACUUUAAACUUAGAUUGUUUCGUUGUAAUUUUUUGCCCCCUUCUGUUAAAGAUGCAUAGUUGGGCUCUGACUUUUUUUUUUAAAGAAACCAAAUAAGUCCUUACCUUUCCUCUUGUCUCGGGGGAAUGUGAGCUGAUGUUCUUAUUUAAGAUUUUGGGUUUUGUUUACUAUCCACUGUUCUUUAGCUAGAAAUUCUCUAGUGAUCUGAAACAAUGUGACUGAAGACCAGUUUUUAAAUUAUGUGUUGGCAAGUUGCCUUAUAUUUAAACAGAGAAAAAAAAGAAAAAAUUGCCUGAUUGUGUUAUGCCAAAUGAUAGCAACAUGAAGUCCUAAUUUAUUGUUCCAGAUUGUUUUCCUGCUGUCUGUGAACACUGGUACCUCCCUGUCCCUGAGCCUUCAGGAGCACCUGCAGCUUCUGGUGCAAUGCCUCCUCCCAAGGCGUUGGCCACCCUCUCACCCAGGGCCCCUUCCAGGUCUCACUUCUCUGAGUUAAAUUGAAAGAGCACCACUGUCUUCCCUUAUCCCAUGCCCCAUCUCCAAACCAGAUAUUUUUGGUGUAAUUUUUUCCAAUGCCUCUCCCCGAAAGGUGAGCUUCUGUUUUAGGAAAUUGGACCAGACACCAACUUAGGGGCUUUAAAUCAAACCUCAAACCCAUCUCUUCCUGUGUCGGGGUGCAAGUCUCUGAAGCUCUCACUCCCACUCCUAGUCUGCAUGGAAAAUGUACUGUGACCCACCCUCCCCACCCCCAACUGCCCUUGCCUUUGGUGUGAGAUGUUUCCUAGUUCACCCUGAGCCCUUUUCCCCUUCUGCCAGCCAAUCCCCAACCAGCAAUAAGGGUCCAAGCCAGGGCCUCCUAUCUGCAGUCCCUGCCUCCAUCCCACACUGCCCCUAGGGAAUACCUGGAUUCCUGCACUGUCCACAUACUGUAGCAUUCAUUUUCCAUCUCCCUCAUCUUCUCACCUGUGGUGGUUUAUGGGUGUGAUGGGGUUUUUAAAAUUAUUAUAAACCAGUAAAAAGAAAAAAACUCACCUUUUGAUCUUGUCCUAGUCGUUUAAUGCUGUCA